Molecule: messenger RNA, 1476 nt
Organism: Staurois parvus
Lineage: Eukaryota; Metazoa; Chordata; Amphibia; Anura; Ranidae
Source: the annotation of a GenBank genome assembly
AUGUCUGGCCUCUUUAGCUCAGGAUCACCUUAUCAAUUUUCAAGCUCAGGUGGUGGCUUCGGUGGUAGCUCCUUUGGAGGUGGAAGUGGUGGAAGUGGCGGUGGCUAUGGAGGUGGUUUCGGUCAAAGCUAUGGUGGAGGGUUUGGUGGUGGAUCAAGUGGUGGGUUUUCUUUCAGCGCUGGAGGUUCGGGUGGCUUCUCUGCAAAUGAAAAGCAGACCAUGCAGAACCUCAAUGACCGUCUGGCUGCCUACCUAGAAAAAGUUAGGGAACUGGAAGCAGCCAAUGCUGAGCUAGAGAACAAGAUCCGUGAGUGGUAUGAGAAGCAAGUAGGUUCUUCAGUAGGUGUAGGAGGCAAAGAUUACAGCAAGUACUUUGAAAUCAUCAAUGACUUGAGGGGAAAGAUCUUGGAUGCCACUGUGGAAAACUCCAGGCUUGUCCUGCAGAUUGACAAUGCCAGACUGGCUGCUGAUGACUUUAGAUUGAAGUAUGAGACCGAACUAGCUCUCCGCCAGGGUGUUGAGGGUGACAUUGCUGGCCUCCGCAGAGCCCUGGAUGAUCUGAGCUUGACCAGAGGAGAUCUGGAGAUCCAAUAUGAAAGCCUAUCAGAAGAGUUGGCUUACCUCAAGAAGAACCAUGAGGAGGAAAGUCAAAUUGCAAGAAGCAGUGCUGCCGGCCAGGUCAAUGUAGAGAUGGAUGCUGCUCCUGGAAUAGAUCUCACUAAGAUUCUGAAUGACAUGAGGGAAAAUUAUGAAGCCAUGGCUGAUAAAAACCGCCGAGAUGCAGAGGCUUGGUUUAACCAGAAGAGUAAAGAACUGAACCAGGAAAUCUCAGCCGGUGUGGAACAAGUGCAAACAAGCAAGUCUGAAAUCACCGACCUUAGACGUACCCUCCAAGGCUUGGAGAUAGAGUUGCAGUCUCAGCUGGCGAUGAAAAAAUCCCUUGAAGACACCCUAGCUGACACAGAAGGUCGUUAUGGAUCACAGCUCCAGCAGCUCCAGCUUGUCAUCAGUGGACUAGAGGAGCAGAUGAUGCAGAUCAGAGCAGACAUGGAACGCCAGGGCAUGGAGUACAGAGAGCUGCUCAAUAUCAAGAACAGACUGGAGAUGGAGAUUGAAACAUACCGUCGCCUGCUAGAGGGAGAACUAGGGCAAGUUUCUUCCUCCAAGUCUUCCACGGUAUCUUCCGCUUCCAAGUCAUCUUCCUCAUCAUCAUCCUCUACAGCUGCAUCAUCAUCAUCAAAAUCAUCAUCAUCCACUGCAGGUGCAGGUGCAGGUGCAGCUGCAGGUGCAGGUGCAGGUGCAGCUGCAGGUGCAGGUGCAGGUGCAGCUGCAUCAUCAUCAUCAUCAUCAUCAAAAUCAUCAUCAUCUGCUGAAGCUGCAACAGUAAAGGCACCACCCGUUGAGAAGAAAAGAGGUACUACGUUCAUCUCCAUUACGAGGCCAGGCUUUUUGUCACAUUCAGGUUCUAGGCAUUAG